Archocentrus centrarchus (flier cichlid) is the source of this 1620-nucleotide messenger RNA. Its product is annotated as palmitoyltransferase ZDHHC23-like. Gene Ontology annotation, cellular component: endoplasmic reticulum; Golgi apparatus. Gene Ontology annotation, biological process: protein targeting to membrane; peptidyl-L-cysteine S-palmitoylation. The coding region runs from base 1 to 1620 and encodes 539 amino acids. NCBI's taxonomy places the organism in Eukaryota, Metazoa, Chordata, Actinopteri, Cichliformes, Cichlidae. Gene Ontology annotation, molecular function: protein-cysteine S-palmitoyltransferase activity. The transcript is spliced from 9 exons. The record is from RefSeq and is a predicted model, not a curated record.
AUGCAAUGGGAGAAGUUAAAGCCGCCGGAGCCAGAUGAUCCUAUGUGUUGCUGUGAAUGUGAUCUCUAUCAGCUCGGCUGUUGCUGCAACUGUGAAGAUCUGGAUGAAUCCUUUAACAGGUGGCUGAAAGACAAACCAUCUACAAGUGGAUUUCAGUUUCCUGUUUUUGGUGCCAUGGUUGACAACCUGGAAAUCUCCAUGAUCCCGGCCCUGCUCAUGCUGCCGCUCUUGCUGAAGGUUGCAGCGUUGCACUGUCUGCUGGGUAUGAUCGUCCUGACGGCUCUGCCCGGCCUGGUGCUGUGGUACUACUACGCAACGCACCGAAAGAAAAGACGCACCCUCUUCUUUCUCACCCUUGCACUUUACUCUCUGGCUUACAUGUAUUACCUCUUCAUCACAGAGAUUUUACCACGUGGGGACAUCAGUCAACUACAGGUGUGCACCGUGACCGCUGGGAUGAUUUUCACUAUAGUCUCUCUUAUUCAUACCAAGAGAGGCCCAGGAUUUGUGACCGCUUCUCUUCAUGAAGCUCACAGUCACAGUCAGGAGGCUAAAAAGGAGUCCACACAAGUUAAUAAUGGAUCUAUCCAAUUAGGAGCCUCUCCCUCAGGGACACCAGCAGCGCUGCAGACACCAAAGGAGGCCCUAGGAGCAAAAUGGAGCAGGUGUCCUGUGUGCAAAAUAAUGCGACCUCCGCGGGCCGGACAUUGUCGAACCUGUGGCUCAUGUGUACAGCGUCUGGACCACCAUUGUAUCUGGAUAAACAGCUGUGUAGGACAGGCAAACCAUCGCAGUUUCCUGCUGACCCUCUCUGUGUUUGUGUUGACCUCUUUGUACGGGAUUAGUUUGGUGCUUUGCAGCCUCUGUCCUCGACAGUAUCUAAUGACUGCUCUCUUCUACUGCCCCGGCGUCUACAGUCAGUCUAGCACAGCACUUUGCUUCACCUGUGCUUGGUACAGCAGCAUUGUCGCAGGUGGACUGCUUUACCUGUUGGUGGCACAAGUUCUCAACAUCAGCUUCAAUGUUACGGAGCGAGAGGCUCAGCUGGCUCUGAGGAACAAAACGGGCCAGAGCCGCCUGUGGGGACUCGUCGUUGACACGGGAGAGUAUUCUCGUGGCUUCUAUCAGAACUGGGUUGAGUUCCUCACCAUGACAGAUGCUUCAAUGGCAGGUAAGUGGUACCUGAUUGGAAUUGCCACUAAUGCCCAGUGGUUUGUCAGUCAUAGAGCCAGCAUGAAGAUGGGCACAGCCAUGAUUACCCCAACUGCUAAUGGGGAUCUGGAGAUGUCAUACUCCAGUCUCAGCCCUAAUGGCUCAUGCUGGAGAAUGAACAACCUGGCCAAAAAAACUGAGGUGCCCGGAAAGUUCACAUACACAAGUCAGCGCUGGGGCUAUUUGAGUGACUUGCGUAUGGUUGAUGUGAAGUAUGACGAGUAUGCUCUGAUUCAUUCCAUCAAAACAAAGGGGAAAGAAACUUUUGUUAUUAACAAACUAUAUGGACGUGAUGUGGAGCUCAGCACUGAGGUCCAGGAGAAUUUCAGGCAGUUCUCCUUGCAGACUGGCAUCCUGCCUGAAAAUAUUGUCAUCCUUCCCAAAAAUGAUGAGUGCCCAGCUGCCUGA